This is a messenger RNA of Leopardus geoffroyi (Geoffroy's cat), 669 nucleotides long. RefSeq names its product zinc finger protein ZIC 5-like. The record is from RefSeq and is a predicted model, not a curated record. The transcript has 3 exons. Lineage: Eukaryota; Metazoa; Chordata; Mammalia; Carnivora; Felidae. The coding region runs from base 34 to 669 and encodes 211 amino acids.
GGGGUGGCCAGGCACCAGGGACAGAGCACGGACAUGGGGCCCAGAGGUCAGCAGGAGGGGCUUCUGCCCAAGCUGGACGGGGCCGGAGGAGGGGCUGAGCUGGGAGCGGUAUCGGCCUCAGCAGCCACACGUCCGGGGUCGGCGCGCCGGUGGGUGGGCCUGGCUCCCGGCGCGGGUCCUCAGGCUCACCUCUCUGGUCACCGACCGGCCUCCAGGGGGCCGAGGAUUGGCCCGCCGUCACGUGGCGGGGGUGGGGCUAGCGCUGGCCCCGCCCCCUCCGAGCCUCCCGCGCCCCCGCUGCGCCCCCGGGCCCCAGCGCCAGCGGAGCCGCCGAGCGAGCGUGGGGAGCCGGCCCGCGCGGCACCGCGCACCCGGACGGAGAGGGGCUGGGGUGGGGGGCCGGUGAGCGGAGUCCGCGGAGAAACGGUCAACAUUCAGACAUACGAAAUGGAGAUCAUCACGGGACCCAUCCUAACCCUCCAGCCUGGCCCUCAAGGGUGCACGUGGGAGCCGGGGUCAGGGGCACCUGCCCACCUCUGUGGGUUCCAGCAACAGGACAAAACCGGCGCAUGGACGGCUGUUUCCAUGCGUUUGUAUUUAGUAUUUAAAAACAAUGUAUAUAUACACGUGUCUAUUCCAGAGCGAACUGCCUUCCCUCUCUUAGCUUGA